CUGGUUUUAAUAAUGAGGAAAUAAAAUUUGAUUUCUUUUGCAGAUGAUCAGACAGACACUACUGUAGUGGGAUCCAACUGGGCUGUUGUUGUUUCUUUUGCAGAUGAUAAACACCGAAGCAUUGGGUCUUCUGCUAUGCACGAUGUUGGUCGUGACCGGAGCGGCGACGCCCCUAGUUUGCUACCUAUAGAUCCAUCAACCAGGUACUUGGGUUACCGGACGAAUUCCAUUAUCGACUCGGAUCCACACAGUGAGCUCCAUGUGAUGGUGUGUGUCCACGACGAAGAAAAUGUACUGGCAAUCAUAAAUCUCCUUGAAAUCUCCUGCCCAGGGCAAAAUAGUCCCAUUGCCGUGUCUGUCCUUACCCUGUCAGAGCUCAAAGGCAGGGCUGACGCCCUGUUGUUGUCGGGUGGGAAAGGCUGUAGGGGUCCUGAUUGACCGCGGAAAAGUUUCUUAAUACACGUCUCUUCACCUGGGAUACAACAUGUUUCGCGUCACGGCCCUCUUCUUUGGAGGGGCAGGUGAUCGCGAGGCCCUGGCGUACAGCUCCCGGAUGGCGGACCACCCAGGGGUUGACUUCUCCUUAGUGUGGAUUUGGAACUUGAGGGACAAGAAACUAGGAGAGCCCGAAAAGUCGAAGGACCUUGAGAUGGUCCACAAAUUCUAAGCCAUGAAAGACCGAAUCGGGUUCAAGGAAGAGGUGGUGAUAGACACGGUGGACACAACGAGAGUGCUUCGCUCGCUGAGGGGUAAUUGUGACCUUUCCAUUGUGGGGAGAUACCACAACCCAACUUCGGAGGUGACACUCGGCAUUACAGAGUGGUCCGAGUGCCCGGAACUCGGAGUGAUCGGAGACAUGUUGGGG
Molecule: messenger RNA, 865 nt
Organism: Cuscuta campestris
Lineage: Eukaryota; Viridiplantae; Streptophyta; Magnoliopsida; Solanales; Convolvulaceae
Source: the annotation of a GenBank genome assembly